Molecule: messenger RNA, 2056 nt
Organism: Papaver somniferum (opium poppy)
Lineage: Eukaryota; Viridiplantae; Streptophyta; Magnoliopsida; Ranunculales; Papaveraceae
Product: transmembrane 9 superfamily member 4-like
Exons: 7
Coding region: 39-1829 (596 amino acids)
Biological process (GO): protein localization to membrane
Cellular component (GO): membrane
Source: RefSeq, a predicted model, not a curated record
CUCUCGCUAGAGUGCUGGAGCUUCUUCUUCUUGUGUUGAUGGUGAGAGAGGUGAGAUUCGUGAGAAUGAGGUCUUCAAUAUUUUUCUUAGUGGUUUUUGUGAUUUUGGUUGAGAAUGGAGAAAGUUCAUUGGAUAAUCAUGUGUAUGGUUUUGGAGAUCAUGUACCUUUGUUUGCAAAUAAGAUUGGUCCAUUGAAUAAUCCCAGUGAGACAUACCAGUUCUUCGACUUGCCGUUCUGCAGUCCAGAUACCAUUAUCCCACAGAAGGAGUCUCUUGGGGAGGUGUUAAAUGGUGAUCGUUUGACCAACUCCCCAUAUGAACUGAGGUUUAGGGAGAACAAAGAUAUGGUUACCCUUUGCAAGAAGCGACUUACAAGAUAUGAUGUCUCCCAGUUUAGGGAUGUCAUCAAGAAUGAAUUUUAUUUCCAGAUGUAUUAUGACGAUCUUCCGUUGUGGGCGUUUAUAGGGAAAGUUGAAGAACAGUCAUGGAUCUCUAAUGUUACAGGACCCCGGUAUUAUCUUUUUAAACAUGUUGAUUUUGAUGUUCUUUACAAUGAGAACCAAGUAAUAGAAGUGCGUGCUUUCAGUAACCCAAAUUAUGUUGUGGAUAUAACUGGCAAUGUGGAAACUGAAGUUCAGUUCACUUAUUCAGUUUUGUGGAAUGCAACAUCAAAACAGUUUCGGAACCGGAUGGACAAGUAUUCACGAUCUUCGUUACUUCCAGAGCACUUACAGGUUCAUUGGUUCUCAGUCAUUAAUUCAGUUGCUAUUGUGGCACUCUUAACAGGGUUUCUUCUUACACUGUUUUUGCGGACCCUCAAGAAUGAUAUUAUGAGAUAUUCUGGGGGAGAUGAAGAAGCAGACAUGGAGGAAGUUGGCUGGAAGCACCUUCACGGGGAUGUGUUUAGAUAUCCUCCACGUGCAUCCUUGUUAUGUGCAAUCCUAGGGUCUGGUACACAGCUUUUGACCCUUGUUUUCUUCAUUUUCAUUCUGGCGUUUGUUGGUGUUCUUUAUCCUUUCGCCCAUGGAGCGCUCUUUUCUUCACUUGUUGUGAUUUAUGCUCUCACAGCUGUGGUUGCUGGGCACACUGCUGCUUCAUUUCACUCUCAGCUGGCAGGAGCAGAAUGGACAAGAAGUGUUCUUUUGACAGGCAUCUUAUUCCUUGGUCCUGUGCUUGUGAUCUUCUCUAUCCUGAAUACAGUUGCCAUAUCUUAUAGGGCCACAUCUGCGCUUCCGUUUGGCACCAUGGUGGUCAUUUUUCUAAUAUGGGCCCUCAUCACAAUUCCCUUGCUCAUCUUGGGAGGAAUCAUUGGGUAUACUUUCAGAUCUGAAUUCCAAGCACCUUGUGCUACAAAGAGAGUGCCGUCAGAAAUCCCUCAAUUAGUAUGGUACAGGAGGGCCCCUGCACAAAUGUUUCUAGGAGGUCUCCUACCAUUUAGUGCUAUCUUCAUCGAGUUGCACUACAUAUUUACAAGCUUGUGGGGCCAUAAGAUCUACACCAUACACAGCACUCUAUUCAUCACAUUCAUAAUCCUCAUCAUCCUCACUGGAAUCUUGACUGCUGGACUGACAUACUUUCAACUUUCUGCGGAGGACCAUACAUGGUGGUGGAGAUCUGUUUUUUGUGGGGGUUCUGCUUCAAUAUUCAUGUACUGUUAUAGCAUUUACUUCUAUAACCAGUCAAGCAUGAGUGGCUUCUUGCAAUUCUCCUUCUUUUUCGGCUACAAUGCUUGUAUAUCCUAUGCUUUCUUCCUGAUUCUUGGUACCGUCGGUUUCCGUGCUUCAUUGCUGUUUGUUCGCCAUAUUUACCAUGCAGUCAAGCUGGAGUAGUCGUUCCUCUGCAAGUUCUUAUGGCACUGAACCAAAUUCCUGACUUAUAAUCCUCCAUUGCAACAACCAAAUAGUUAACCCUUUUAGGUGGAGCCACAUACAAAUCUUAUUGAAUAUCUACAUAUUUCAUUUCAGUUUUAUAAGAUAUAACAAGUGGCCGCCUUAAAAAAGAAAAAAAUUUGAACUGUUGUUGAUAUUUUUACUUAAAUAGCAUCCAACAAUUUUCA